GUCAACACCAUGGACCAAGACGUCAACAUGGAUAGCAAUCAACAACACACCAACCCCCCAAAUCAAAGCCGUCAAGGCAAUCAAAACCAGCAAACCAAUCCCCCAAAUCAAAGCCAUCAAGGCAAUCCAGGCAAUCCAGGCCAACAAAUCAAUCCCAACCGGCAAAACAACACACGGUCCCGGCUACGAUAUCCCCCGCACAUAUACGUGCCUACAGAUGGCUACAUCGACGUCUCCACACAAGCUCACCACAAUCAAAUUCCCACUCAUUUGGGAGAACAAGCCUGCGCACAUUGUCUCGAGCGGUUUGCGGAUCACGUACAACCAGACUUCAUGCUCACAGAAACUGGUCCUGAUGGUAACACCCGGACAAGACAAUCUUCACGUGCUUGCCGAAACGCGUGCGCAUUUUGUGGCACGUUUGACCAUCAGGGCUCUGUUUGUCCAAGGCUUUACGCAAUUUCGAAUUGGCUGAAUAACCAUUAUGGGUACGAUGCGGGUGAAGUCAUACCAAAUCUGCACCAGGUCCGGCCCGAUCCACAGGAGCACCGCACUCUCACUGCGAGGGGAUUCAUCAAUGGGGAAUAUAGUGCCUCAAGGGUUCCACUUUUCACUGAACUUGCCUGGCAGUCGCGUGGAAUGAGUCUGACCCAGCCGGCAACUGCGGCAACACAAAUCGCUCGUCCUUGUCCCUACGUUCGCAGUAUACUUGCACGGCAGCACGGAGACAGUCAAACUCCUAGAAAUUCCACUUCUAGAUCCAACAACUCAGCCCCAAAUUGGCAACAGCGCAGCUCAGUGCAGUCUUGUGGGUAUCAAAACCGAGGACAGAACAGCAAUUCAACGAGAGGUUCCACAUUGCAGAAUCCCCCUCGGCCACAGGCAAACCCAGCACAGCUGCAGAACCCCGUUCAAGAAACGUCUUACCCAGCCUUCCAAUACAACCCAGCACAGCUGCAAACCCCCGCCCAAGGGACAUCUUACCCAGCCUUCCAAUACAACCCAGGGCAGCCGCAAAUUACCGCUCAAGGAACGAAUUACCUGCUCCAUCCGCAGUACUCUAAUCCUCACGUUCCUCAGCCGCACACUGGUUAUUACCAUACAGCGCAACCCUUUCCCCACAUGCCCCAGGUGUUCAUCAAUCCUCCACAGGCCCUUAUGACACCUCAGCCGUACAACGGCUUCUAUACACCACCAAGCUCUGAGUUCUUGGUGACUCCUGCAAUGGGUCAAUUCACUUUCCUGGCGGAUACUCAGAUGCCCACCACUGCCCCCCCAGCCCAGCCUCAGAUGCAGGCAACUGCCCCCCCGCCAUCACCUCAGCGCCAAGCAGAGCGCUAUCGAAUAAUAGAAGAAAUAGAAGAGGCCGUGGGAGAAUAUUUUCAUCGUGGUAAUCGACGUCUCAGGCGUGAGGAUACAGCGCAGGAUGACCCGGAAGAGCCCCGGCGACAACGACGUCGCGUCGAACAACCACAGCAAGCUCAACGGUACAAUCAGCCUUCAAAUAACCGUGGCCGGUAUUCCCGCAACCGCACAGAUUUCUCAAACAACCGCGGCCAGUCCUAUCGCAGCCGUGGCCGAUCCUCACACAACCGCGGUCGCGGCAACCCCACAGCAGGUGCACCACUUAUUGAUUCAACUACUCUUGAUCGUUCACAAAUAGGACGUAUCACUGAGUAUUCUAUGCCUGCAUCUAACACCGGUCAUACACAAAACCGUGACCUGGGUCGCGGGCGUGGACGUGGGCGUGGGCGCCCUCAGCGCUCCACCCAUCCUGGCACCUCGGAUCAAGACGCCAUGGAUGUGGACGAAGAGGAUCGCCUUUGCGUACUCUUUGAUCGUCUCGACACGGCCGAAGACACCCACUAGGCCGUCGUCCCUCCAUCUUCCUCUCCUUAUUCUUUCUUUUGCUUAUCUUCUUAUAUUCUGGUUGAAAACAUCGGACCUGGGCUGCAAUGUCCACUAAAUUAGACAUAGGCU
Messenger RNA from Periconia digitata, 1980 nucleotides. NCBI's taxonomy places the organism in Eukaryota, Fungi, Ascomycota, Dothideomycetes, Pleosporales, Periconiaceae. The record is from the annotation of a GenBank genome assembly.